This is a messenger RNA of Nicrophorus vespilloides, 1105 nucleotides long. RefSeq names its product protein transport protein SEC24-like. The transcript has 2 exons. The coding region runs from base 35 to 1105 and encodes 356 amino acids. The record is from RefSeq and is a predicted model, not a curated record. NCBI's taxonomy places the organism in Eukaryota, Metazoa, Arthropoda, Insecta, Coleoptera, Silphidae.
UUACAAACAACUCCUCUUUCAAAACUCUUUUAACAUGAAUCCGUCAUUGGUGUUUUUGGUUUUGUUGGUGGCGAUGGGAGUUGCGGCAAGAGAGAAGCAGAUUAAACUGGAAGACAUAGAAAGGGACAAUUUGCAAAGUGAACGGAAAACGAAAGAGGUGAAGCAAUACCUUUCGAGGCCGCAAGCCACGCCGACACCAAAAAUGCAAUAUGGAUUUGUGCCAAUUAAAGCGCCAGUCAAUUACAUCCCUCAAGCUUACCAAGAACAACCACAGCAGCAGUAUUACCUGGCUCCUCAGGCGUACACACAACCACAAACAUUCCCGGGUCCUCCAGCCCAACCACAACCUUACGGUCAAACCAGAACACCGUAUCAAUAUCAACCACAAUACUCGGAGGGUUACAGACCGCAAACAAGAUAUGAGCAAGUGCAGUACGUGCAACCAGGAGUUCAAUAUGUUGUGGACAAUCAAAUACAGCAAACGACCCAAGCCCAGAAAUAUUACCAAGUACCGCAAUAUUACUACGUUCAACCUUACCAAGCGGCUUCUAACAACAUUCAAAGCGUGACCGACAGCAAGGGAAAUGUACAGUACGUGAUGUACGUACCGGCAAGUUAUUUGAAAGAUCAAAACUACGCCUCUUUGACGCAACCACAGCAAUACGCUACACAACCAGAGCAAUAUGCCACCCAACCAGAGCAAUACGCUACCCAACCACAACAAUAUGCCACGCAACCUGAACAACCGCAACCUCAGCAAGAAGUUCAAUACCAAUCCGAACAAAAGUACCAGUAUCAACCCGAACCUCAAAUCCAAACUCAACCCAAAUACACUCAAAUCCAAUACACCGAGAAACCCAAAUACUCAAAACACCCAAAAUCCUUGCUCGACUCUUACGUACCAUCCGUACUGCAAUACCAAUUUUACAAGCAGCACCAAGACAACACCAACUCGAUCAAGCAAAUCCCGAAAAUCAGCGUACAACCUAAUUUGGGAAAAAGCGAAUACGUCAAGAGUUUCAAGACCAUCCAGGAUGCAGGAAGCCAUUUAAAUUACAGACUUCACAGUCCCGCAGCAUACAUACCGCAGAGUGUGAAGCAGUAA